AGGCGCAGCCAGGAGAGGUGACGGACGUGAAUCUGCAGGACACGGUGCCGCCCAGCCCCGAGGCGUUCUUCGCGCGCCACGAGGCAGCGGCCAACAUGCGAGUGCGGUGGAACCGCGGGGUGGCCACGCGCCUCUUCAGGGAGGGCGGCGACUGGAGCCGCCUGCUGCACCGCCUCGGCCUGCGCCUGCCCGUCUCCUUCGGCUGCGUCAUCCGCUUCCUGCUCAGGCCCAAGCUGGAAGUGUUGAGGGCGGUGGAGCAGCAGAUGAGGGAGGUGGAGCGGCCGGGGGUGAGCAGCAUCUGCAUCCACACGCGCACGCCCGACGAGAUGACGUGGACCAAUCGGGGGGAGGUGCUUGGUGGGGAGAAUGACGCUGCUGCAGAGCUGCUGGGAUGGGCCAGAAACAAGCUCUUGGCAUGUGCACAGAAGGUGGAGGAUUUUUGGAUCCCGGGGGAUGUGGCGGUGCGGUGGGUGUUUCUGAGCAACUCGCGGGACAUCAAGGAGGCGGUGCUGGCGCAGUACGGCGACAGCAAGGUGCUCACCACGGGCAUCACGCCGCUGCACACCGCCAUGGUGCGCGCGGCAGCGGCGCGUGUGGCGUCGUGGCAGACGUCGGUGGCGGAGUGGGUGCUGCUGACGCGCUGCUCGCUCUUCGUGGUCACCGAGUCGGGCUUCUCCAAGACCGCCGCACUCUUCUCGCUGCGCCCCCUCGCCAUCUACCUGCUCGCGCGCCACCACUACCGCAGCGCGCGCAACCAGUGGACCGACUCCUGCGACCCCGAGAGGCCCGCCUCCUUCGCCCUGCUGGGCGAGCGCUGGAGCGGCAUCUGA
Molecule: messenger RNA, 830 nt
Organism: Closterium sp. Naga37s-1
Lineage: Eukaryota; Viridiplantae; Streptophyta; Zygnematophyceae; Desmidiales; Closteriaceae
Source: the annotation of a GenBank genome assembly